Messenger RNA from Saxophila tyrrhenica, 873 nucleotides. RefSeq lists its product as uncharacterized. The record is from RefSeq and is a predicted model, not a curated record. The transcript has 3 exons. Lineage: Eukaryota; Fungi; Ascomycota; Dothideomycetes; Mycosphaerellales; Extremaceae. The coding region runs from base 1 to 873 and encodes 290 amino acids.
AUGUCGAAGCUCUCGGAGCCAUUGAAAGCCCUCAUCAACGCCUCCCAUGCCAAACCCAACACGCUUCCCGCGCCACGCCAUAUCGCUUCAGUAUAUGAGCGUGUAGCCAAUGGAGCGAGGGAGAAGGGUGUUGGGCUGAAGGCCUGGUUGACUGCUUCAGCAGCGGCAACCUUCACGUUAAACUCCCCAGACUCAUUACUAGAACUCUACAAACUAGCAAACGACGCCAAAUUCAAACGCAACGAAAACCACGGCGUCUGGACCGCCGAACUGAUGCGCGAAAUCGGCCUGAAAUGCAUCGGUCUCAACGGCGUCCCACGAACAAUCAACUGCCUCGGCGCCUUCUACGCCGGCCUCCCCUCCCCCAUCCGCACCGAACUUCAAUCCCGACCCGCCCGCCGCGCCCUCCAUCCAAAGACCAUCACCGAAACCACCGACCGCGGCAACUGGCUCUGGGACCGCAUCUACCACCCCUUCACCGACAAACUAACCGCGAAACUCGCACAGUCCCACCCGGACCUCCCCGUCUUCAUCAUCGAAGGCGAGUACGGCGCUCUCUUCACGGACCCCGCUUCGCCUCCCUUGGAUCUCGAAAGAGUGCCGAAUGUCGGGCGCGUGACGACGAGUAUCAUGGCGAUUUCGGUUCUGCGGGCGCAGACGGGGGUGGGGCCGCAGGUGGUGAGCCAUAUUUUCGGGCUGAGGAAAGCUUUCGAGGAUGGGACGGCGCAGUUGGAGGAGGUGGAGGGUGGGGAGUGGUUGAGCGGGAAUGAGGGGAGUGAGUGGUUGUUGGGGGAGGUGGAUCGGAUCGUGCAGGAGCUGGGCGGGAGUACUUUUGCGCCGGGGAUGGAGAAGGAGGCGAGGGCGAAGUUGUAG